Messenger RNA from Oreochromis aureus, 4626 nucleotides. RefSeq names its product heterogeneous nuclear ribonucleoprotein L-like. Gene Ontology annotation, cellular component: nucleus. Gene Ontology annotation, biological process: regulation of RNA splicing; mRNA processing. The record is from RefSeq and is a predicted model, not a curated record. Lineage: Eukaryota; Metazoa; Chordata; Actinopteri; Cichliformes; Cichlidae. Bases 135 to 1796 code for a protein of 553 amino acids. Gene Ontology annotation, molecular function: mRNA binding. The transcript has 14 exons.
GAGACAGAAAGACAGACGGAUCCGGAGAGGACCCGUGAGACGAGGCAGGUACCAAAGGAUCAUUCUCAGCAUGGACGUAUCAGCGUGACCAGCUGCAGACACUGUCGCUUCGUCCACCAGAUCCACCACCGAGCAUGUCUACUCCAGAAGAAGCCGGCCAGCGGGAGGAAGGGGAGUACGGAAGGGCGGCUAAACGGCUCAAAACAGAGGAGACGGAGGCGGAUGAGAGAGAGGAGGGGGAAGAGGAGCUGGAGGAAGGAGAGGAUUCGGACUCCGGAUCGCUACCCGGUAACGGAGAGUCGGAGACAGAUAAUCGGGCCCGGUGGAGCGCGAGCCAAUUCGGAGCAGGACUGAGGGAUAAUGGCGAGGACUCCCAUCGUAUCUCUCCCAGUCCCGUGGUGCACGUUCGGGGUCUGUGUGAGGCCGUGGUGGAAGCAGACCUGAUAGAUGCCCUGGAAAAGUUUGGACCCAUAUGUUAUGUGAUGAUGAUGCCAUUCAAGCGUCAGGCCUUGGUGGAAUUCUCUGCAGUGGAGAGUGCAGACCGCUGUGUGUCCUGUGGAGCCAAGGAGCCAGUAUACAUCGCAGGUCAACAAGCAUACUUUAAUUAUUCCACAUCCAAAAGAAUCACCAGGCCAACAAAUGCUGACAACCCCAACAGUGGUAACAAAGUCCUCCUGCUGUCCAUACAGAACCCACUCUACCCAAUAACAACGGAUGUUCUGUACACUGUAUGUAACCCGAUUGGCAGUGUGCUAAGGAUCGUCAUCUUUAAACGAAAUGGAAUCCAAGCCAUGGUGGAAUUUGAGUCAGUUCAGUGUGCUCAGAAGGCGAAAGCAGCUCUGAACGGAGCUGACAUCUAUGCAGGUUGCUGUACACUAAAGAUUGAAUAUGCAAGGCCAACACGUCUGAAUGUUAUUAAGAAUGACAACGAGAGCUGGGACUACACAAAACCAUACCUGGUCAGACGAGACCGUGGAAAGGGAAGACAGAGACAGGCCAUUUUAGGUGAACACCCAUCGUCCUACGGUGAUAAUGGUUAUGGUCCACCAUGUCCCCUGCUGCCACUGCCUGGCAACAGCAGGUACAAGCUCACCUCAUUGGACGUUCCAGACAUGGUGUCUUAUCCACUACCACAGUCAUCCUCUUCAUACUCUGGCCAUGCCCCCAGUUCUGUUGCCAUGGUAAGUGGCCUCCAUCCAUCCAAGAUGAACUGCACCCGCAUCUUCAACCUCUUCUGCCUCUACGGCAACAUUGAAAAGGUUAAGUUUAUGAAGAGUGUUCCUGGCACAGCGUUGGUUGAGAUGGGAGAUGAGUAUGCUGUGGACAGGGCCAUCACACACCUCAACAGCAUUAAGGUGUUUGGUAAAAGACUGAAUGUCUGUGUGUCGAAGCAGCACGCAGUAAUCCCCAGCCAGGUUUUUGAGUUAGAGGAUGGCAGCAGCAGCUAUAAGGACUUUGCUAUGACCAGAAACAAUCGCUUUAGCAGUGCUGGACAAGCCUCCAAAAACAUCAUUCAGCCUCCAUCUGCAGUGUUACACUACUAUAAUGUUCCUCCGUGCAUAUCACAGGAUCAUUUACUGAGGCUGUGCACGGAGCAUGAUCUGCCUGGCUUUGUCAAAUUUAAGAUGUUUGAUGCCAAACCCUCUUCUAAGACCAUCUCCGGCUUGUUGGAGUUUGACAGUAAGACAGAGGCUGUGGAGGUUCUUACUGUUCUCAACCACUACCAGAUUAGGAUUCCCAAUGGGUCCAACCCAUACACACUCAAACUGUGUUUUUCCACCUCAUCACAUCUAUAAAGAGCUACCGAGCUUACAGAGAGCUGCUGGACCUGCUGAUAGCUGACCUCUGACCCAAGUGAGGGAGCAUGAAAGGCAGACGCGAAGAGGAGUGCAGCAGAGAGAAACACAGAUGAGAAUAAUAAAGGAUGGAAAUGGACGGGUAUUUAUAGAGUGCUUUUCUAGUUUUACUGACCAAUCAAAGCACUUUGAGUUUGAUGGCCAUCAAAGAAGAACGUGGUAAUGGACACUCUGAGGAAUCCACUCUACAUUUAGACAUCUGUAAAGGCAACUGAAGUCACAUUUUAUGUUUAAAACAUAAAAAAAAAAAAAAUGGAAACAAUUUUAACUUGCUAUCAUUUAAGGUUUCUUAGUGUUACGUGUCCUGCCCUGUGGCAGCCAAGUUUACACUGCAGUGCUUGGUCAGCAUGAGAUGCGUAGCUAAUUUAUGAGUUUACUAUCAAAAUAAUAACACAUGACAUCUGGAGGAAUCAUGUUAGGAAUCUCAUUAAGGUUCCCAUGACUAUUUACGUUUAUCAGAAACAAAACUUUAUUGUUCAUUUAAAAAAUCAGAACCACGUCUGGUUUAUUUUAGCCUGACUUAAAGAAAUGAAUCCAAUAUGUAGACUAAGUUGUAGAGAAGAAACACUCUCUGUCAUGAUAUUUGCUAAGAAACUUCAGAGGAUGAUGCACAUUUUACAUACACCCCAAGGGUCCCAAAGCAACCCACGUCAGAAACCUGUCUAAUGACAUAUUAAUAAGCAGACAGACACUUGGAAUGAGUUUCCAUGUCCUUCUGGGCAUGUUAAAAAAUACUUUGUUGACAUUGAUCGAAUGAAAACAUUUUUCUUACAUUUUAAAGUGGAUCAAAGUUAUUUUCCCCACUUAAUGUGAGCUUAAAAUGAGUCUACUGAUGUUUUCCCCAGAAUUCUGUGCAUAUAUCUGUAGAUCUUUUAAUAUAUCAGUAUUUGAAUUACUGUACACAGAAAAAUUGUAGUGGGUUUUAUUAGAGUCAGCUGCAACCUCUUGUGUUUUCUGUAUAAAUAGAAAUCUAUUGCGUGCUGUGUCCAUUUGAGGUCAUUUUAGAAUCAAAAUGUAUGUUAUUGUCACAGAGUUGCUGGAUCUCCUUUAUUGUAACAGUGACAUAGAUGUGAACUGAAAACAAAUCCACAAUCCAGAGAUCAGAAUAUGAUUCUUGUUUAUCUGAUUCAGGACUUUUUUGAUCUGUAGCAAGCUGAAAACAACAUUAGCCAUGAGUCUGAGAGGAGACUUCUAUCUGCAUGUAACUGCACUCACUGCUUCUUAGAUGAUUAAACUGGGGAUAGUGGACACAUUGCAUCAACUUGUCAGUAUUUGCGUACGAUCUUUAAAGAAUGUCCCUGCUGUUACUUAUCACCUUAAGAUGACAUGUUUUCAGUUGUAACAGGAUGUGAACUACCUGUGUUGAUAUAUAUGGAAAUGGCAAUUUUAUUUAUACAGCACAUGUGCUAAAACCCGUGUACGUUUACAAUGCCUUAAGGCAAUGAGAACCACUGGUUGUAGACUGGUUGUAAAGAGCGGGACAUCAAAAAUAGAAAAUAGCAUACUGAGAUCUAAUAUUGUGAUCGAACAGUUAAAAGAUGUGAACCUGAAGACCUGAGCUUUAACAUGAAAUGGGCUGUAGCUCAUUCCAGUAUAAAAUGCAUCGAUUUUGAAAAAAAGAUAACAAAAGUACCAUUUGUCAAAGCAGAAAAUCCAGGUGGGUGAAAAGAAAAACGUAAAUGUUGGAAUCCGACACUUUUACAACAGGAGAGGGAUCACAUCUAACUUGGGAUGAAACAUUUCCUGAUGGUUGUGGUCUUUUCCAGGAUCACAGCAGCUCCAUCCGUGGACAUAAGGGCUUACUGUGUGAGUCAUGUGACAUUUCACCCACAGUCACAUGAUCUCAACCCAUCUUUAACACCUGUGGGGGAUUUUGGACCUUUGAGUUAGACAUUGCUCUCCUGCAUUAUGCUACUAACAAUGAUGAAAUAAGAUUUGAGGAAUGCUCUUCAUCACUUAUGCUGGAUUUUAGCGAUCUGGAGAAUAAAUAUCAGGGAGAGUUUGAAUCUCUGGCAUUAAGUGUCCCAAACUCAAUCUCUUAAUUGCAUCUGCAUCAUACAAAUAUGUAACCUGUUUGCACUGCACAACAGUUACUGAGGACAGAAUUCAAGGAAUAACUCGUAUUGAAAAGCAUUUUAAUUUGUGCAAUAUUCCAUCUGUUAAUCUCAAAUCUAAGGUAAAAAAUUUAAAACUGUUUUGGAUAAUAUACAAAUGAUAAAGAGCCAAGUGUCUCUGUUUAAUCCUAUACAGACUCACUGAUUCUAGAACUUAUUGUAAGUAAUAUUUAAACAUAAGCAAUAAUAACAGACGAGUUAUUGCUUAUGUACUUGCUGUGUAACAGUUGUAAAUGGGCACUGAGAGGUUUGUAUGUAAUGUGCUGUUUCUAAAGUGGUUUUAUUUAUGUUUUUUGGUUAUUUGGGGGGUGUUUUGGACAAAUGAGGGCCUUUAUUAUGAAGCUAUUUGAGUUCUUCACCCUCUGAGCACUGAAAUAACAGAAAUGUUAUAUUUUUGUUACUAAACAUAGUUACAUGGGUUACUUGUGUUCAAAGUGUUAAAUUCAGAUGAUUGAAUUCGCUGUUACAUACUAACUUUUAUCUUUUAGAUCUAAAUUUGUUCAUUUGUAAAAUGUAAACAGUGGCAAAGGCCUGAGUGUUAAUCACAUAACUGAUGGUUUGAGACAACGAAGCAGGUAUAAGUUAUGUAUGAUUUUAAGGCAGUAAGUGUUUAAUAUUGUUAAUAGUUUGUUGUCAUUAAAAAAAUCAUAAAACAA